AUGACUUCGGGAAACAAUCACCUAACCGCAGCAGCAGCUACCAGUCGCACCGAGCUUGUCGAGACACCUGUUUUGCGGUUGCGGCUACGGGCGAGACCGCAGGUACGGUCGUCCACCGAACGACACGUCCGUUGGAGUGACGAUACCGUUGAUAACGAGCACGCUUGUAAGCGCAAGUCGAAAAAAUGUUGUAUUUAUCACAAACCACACAGUAUCGAGAGCAGCAGUGACUCCAGUUCUUCAGAUGACGACGACGACGACGACGACAUAGACUGCGGCGAGAGCUCGUCUUGA
This is a messenger RNA of Cyanidioschyzon merolae strain 10D, 294 nucleotides long. RefSeq names its product similar to protein phosphatase 1, regulatory subunit 11. Gene Ontology annotation, cellular component: nucleus. The transcript has a single exon. The coding region runs from base 1 to 294 and encodes 97 amino acids. NCBI's taxonomy places the organism in Eukaryota, Rhodophyta, Bangiophyceae, Cyanidiales, Cyanidiaceae. The record is from RefSeq and is a predicted model, not a curated record. Gene Ontology annotation, molecular function: protein phosphatase 1 binding; protein serine/threonine phosphatase inhibitor activity.